Messenger RNA from Trichomonas vaginalis G3, 957 nucleotides. RefSeq lists its product as uncharacterized. The transcript has a single exon. The record is from RefSeq and is a predicted model, not a curated record. NCBI's taxonomy places the organism in Eukaryota, Parabasalia, Trichomonadida, Trichomonadidae. The coding region runs from base 1 to 957 and encodes 318 amino acids.
AUGAUUUACAAUUUCAACGCUAUUGAUGAUUCUUCAUCUGAAGAAGAAGAUCAGCAACAAGAUAUUGCCAUGACAGAGGAAGAUAAAAAACGUAAUGAAAUACAGAAACUUCAAAAGAUUCGCGAUGAAAAACGAAAACAACUUCUUCAAAUGAGCAAACAAGGAGAAAAUGAGGACAUAGAGCAUCAAAACAAAAUCAAAGAAUUAUCAAAAAACGCAUUAAAACUAUCUAAAACUGUUUCAGAACAAAAGAAAGCAGCAGAUGAGCUCGAAAAGAAGCUUGCUACCAUUCCUAUUGACCCAGAAGUGGAACAACAAAAGCCAUUGUCUGAACAACAAGCCCAAAAUGAAGCAAUUCGAAACUUAAGAUUGCAAAUUGAUUCAUUAAAAGUAGAAAUAUCUAAAUCUAAAAGAGCGUUAGCUUUAGAAGGUGGUAAUAAAAAUAGAGCCGUUCAAAUUAAGAAAUUACGACAACAAAUGGCUGAAAUUCAAAUUCCAGAAGAAGAUCCUAAUGCACUUCCUACAAAAUCAGCAGGAGCUCAAUUUGAUAUACCAGAAUUAAAGGCAGAUAUUGCCAAAUUAUCAGGAGAACAAUCAAGAUUAGAUCUUAAACUUAAAGGUUUAAGAGCAAGAGUUAAAAACUUGAAUCCUACAGAACUAAAAGCUCAGAUUAAAGAAAAGCUAAAGCAAUCACAGAGUUUUGAUGAAAGAAUCGACAAAUUAAAGCCAAAACCAGAUUCACCAGAUCAAAAGAAGCCGAAACAGUAUAAACUUCAUAUUACACAACAGUCAAGAUUAUCGGUAAUGAUACACGGCCUCCAUCACGAAUUAAUUGAGAGACAGAAGGAAAUUAACCACAAUAAAACUCCUCAAGGUGAAAUCGGUAUUACAAGGGAAAUCGAGCGCAUGCAGAAGAGAUUGCAUCUCCUCGAAUCUUCAAUGUCUUGCUGCAUUUAG